AUGUCGUCUACAAAGGAUCAUUUGUAUUACCUCCAUCAAGCGCUUGAGUUGGCUCGCGAGAGUCCGCCGAGAUCCACCAAUUUCAGAGUCGGCGCAAUCAUCAUUUCUAAUCCUCUGUCGGAAGGGUCGAGCCCUACAAUCCUGGCUACAGGCUACACACUUGAGCUUCCAGGUAACACCCAUGCUGAACAAUGUGCUAUUGCUAAAUUGGCGAUCGAACAUGGGAUUUCCGAGACUCAACUACACACGAUCCUUCCUCAUGAAAUGAAUGCUACGCUCUACAGCACCCUUGAGCCUUGCGGCAGGCGACUUAGCGGGAAUCUGUCAUGUGUUCAUCGAAUAAUUGCCACACGUAAUAAGACUCCUGGAAUGUCUGGGCCGAAGGAUACUAGUAGUGAAGGCGGCAUUCGCAAAGUGAUUUUUGGUGCUAAGGAGCCAAGCACCUUCGUCGGGGAGAAUGAAAGCUGCCGUAUGAUGGACGAAGCAGGCAUCGAGUGGGAAUAUGUGGAAGGCUUGCAAGACAAGAUUCUGCAGGUCGCGAAGGAAGGUCAUACUGCUGUCCAUACCAGCGGAACGAAUGUGGAUGACAUGGAUGAUGCGGAAAGGCGAAGACAGGAGCAAAUCCCAAGAAACAGCAAGAAGCGAAUGAUGGAGGUGCCCCCACCGUGA
Endocarpon pusillum Z07020 is the source of this 669-nucleotide messenger RNA. RefSeq lists its product as uncharacterized. Gene Ontology annotation, molecular function: catalytic activity. The record is from RefSeq and is a predicted model, not a curated record. Bases 1 to 669 code for a protein of 222 amino acids. The transcript has a single exon. Lineage: Eukaryota; Fungi; Ascomycota; Eurotiomycetes; Verrucariales; Verrucariaceae.